AUGCAUAUCGGAUCUCUUCUCAUAGCCCUCGUGGGCAUGACCGUCGUCACCGAAGCCGCCGUCAUGGACCGUGGAUCCCCGGAAUCAAACAGCUUGGACCGAAGACAACAGGGAGUUAGACAAGGCGGCGCCGGCCGAGCUGCAAACCAAGGCGUAGACAACAACAUCAACAAGAACGGCGGUGGCAUCAACAAGAACGGCGGUGGCAUCAACAAGAACGGCGGUGGCAACAACAAGAACGGCGGUGGCAACAACAAGAACGGCGGUGGCAACAACAAGAACGGCGGUGGCGACAACAAUGUGCUCAACUCCCUCGAGCUGAGUCAGAACGUCCUCAACAAAGGAUCCCAGAUCACGGGUCAAGAGGGGGGUGAUGGCGAUCCGGGACAAUCCCCUUCGGUUCCGAGCAACAACAACAACAUCAACUUUUGCGAAGGCAAGACAAUCACGGAUGGUUUGCAGAUCAAGAAGGGUUCUUGCAACCCUGGUAUGGGCAAUAUGCCGACUGAGGACGGAAUGGUGGCCACCGCCAUUACGAGUCCCAAGCUAUGCGAAAACCUGCCUGCCAACAAGCCAAUCACCCUCACUGCCGUCUUGUCCAACAUACAACUGGGCGCAUUCACGAACCCCGACAACACAUACUACGCCGCUAAUCAGGACCUGCUCAAAAACAAAGUCAUUGGCCAUACGCACUUUGUCGUUCAAACCGUGGGAAAUAAUUUUGUUAGCAAAAUUCCGCCCCCGGCCAAGACGUUUGCCUUCUUCAAGGGUGUCAAUGAUGCCGGCCAGCAGAACCAAAAAGGCGACUCCACGGUCACGGAAAAUAUUGCCCAAGGGCUCAAAGCCGGCUGCUACAGAUUCUGCACCAUGGCGGGAGCUGCCAAUCACCAGCCCGUCCUUAUGCCCAUCGCCCAGCGUGGUCCCCAAGACUCGUGCACCUUCUUCAGCGUCGGCAACCAGAACUGCGGUUGUGUUCUUAACAACGGCCAGAAAGCUCAGCAGGCUCAGCAGGCUCAGCAGCAGCCAAAACAGGCUCAGCAGAAGCAGAACAAGGGGAAGAAUGGCAAGAAGCCGCAGGGUCAGGCAGGAGGCAGGAGGUUUAGGUAA
Molecule: messenger RNA, 1107 nt
Organism: Hirsutella rhossiliensis
Lineage: Eukaryota; Fungi; Ascomycota; Sordariomycetes; Hypocreales; Ophiocordycipitaceae
Product: putative ribosomal protein s17 protein
Exons: 4
Coding region: 1-1107 (368 amino acids)
Source: RefSeq, a predicted model, not a curated record